Messenger RNA from Ornithodoros turicata, 682 nucleotides. RefSeq lists its product as uncharacterized. Gene Ontology annotation, biological process: symbiont-mediated perturbation of host defenses. The coding region runs from base 185 to 601 and encodes 138 amino acids. Gene Ontology annotation, molecular function: amine binding. The transcript is spliced from 5 exons. The record is from RefSeq and is a predicted model, not a curated record. NCBI's taxonomy places the organism in Eukaryota, Metazoa, Arthropoda, Arachnida, Ixodida, Argasidae.
AAUAACUAGAAGGAAGACAACGAAAAAAAGAAGAAAAGGCAAUUCCAGAGGCUGAUGCAACGUGAAGACGCCACGGCGGAUACAAAUUCAAACUUCAAACGGCGAGAGGAGAGGAGAGAGUGGCAGUUGGGAAUUUGGAGUGGACCCGUCGGAGCAGUGCUUCAAGGUUCCGGAAACAUAUUACAUGAUAUAUACCAACACGAAGCACCCGUCCAUCCUGCCAUGCACUCAUAACCGACAACUUUGCGUCGGAAAGAAUGGCGAGACACCGUACGAAUUACGUUCCCUGAAAGAUGGCAAACUAGUACGGAGAGUAGUAACGUUCCGUGCAGAAAAAUCACCAUGCUACAAUGUACCGAACAUCCAACGGGCCCCAAAGAAUGACGGUGCCCAGCUACCAGCUUAUGACUUCAUGAUUGCAUAUGCUGACUGUGGCAACUGCGUCGUCGCGAAGUUACCUACAAUUAGCCCGGACGCCUGUGCAAUGUUCGUGACUAACCCGGACGUCCCUCCGAGUCGCUGCUGUCUCUUUACAUAUGCGAUCUUCUGUGGAAGCACCAAGAUCCCAAGCUACGAAAAGGACAAGUGCGCCAACCUGUAAACCAUUGCAAGUUGUUCAGGCGUGUUUCGCCCGUGUCAAUCUCGAAACUACCAAUUAAAUCUCGUGUCUUCAGAAUGCUAC